GAGAGGAUAGGCCAAGUAUAAAACGGCGGGUGGGAUGGGACAGAUGAUAGACACUUAGGACCUCCUCUUUUAUACGAUAUCAAAUAUUAACAUCCCAUCACUUUAUUAAAAUCUUUCUCCCUCUUAUCCCAUCCUUUCUUAACCAACCGAUGGGAUGUAGUCACUUAUACAAAAGCUUUCACGACGGGAUGUCGUGCACGCAUUAUUCCUCUUAAGUGCCGAUAACCCAAACUGAACUUAAGCACGCGCAACCGAUAAUCCGCGACCUCGAGAUAACAAUUUCAUACAUAUAACAGCCAACACAAUCCUUCACCACCAUUAUGUCUCAACAUACAGCUUGCGUUCACUUCAGAGCAUUCUGUAACUGCCACGAGUGCUGGCUGUACUCUGCACAGUGUCCUACAAGUGAUCUCUGCGCUCAACACAUCUACCAGCAGAUACUCGACGGAGUAUUAUUCAACAUAAAGGACGAGUGGGAGGAAGAAGAGGAACGCCCAGAGAACCUACUCUUAGAACUUCAAAACCAACAUCCAACUGGCCCUCCUCGGGUAAGCGUUAUCCGACACACCAAUGACACUAAUACGGACCAACCAGACUACACAAAAAACAUCCUGGCCAGCUUUCACCACCCCGACCGGGAAAACCAUACAUCUACCUCCCCGGAGAUACUUCCUCUUCAGAACGACGGAAACGCCGAUAUCCCCAACAGCCCUAUCCAUGUACUCGGACUACAUCAACGACAACCAUCAACUGAUCUCGGCUCCCGAACCCCUAUCAACCCUAACAUCACAUCUUCAACUAUUCGAAGUCCUCAACUCUCACCAACCGACACCAACAUACAUCCUUUGUCUCACGAACACGUCAUCCAGAAUACUCAGGCAGAAAAUAUUCUCGAGAGCGAUGGAUGUGCUUCAAAUAAAACCCACGACAACGAUGAUCCAGGAAGAGAACGACAAACAACCUCCAAUCGCAUACGACACGCCAUUCGGAGACGAUGUGAUAUCAGCCCUUCUGAUGUCAAAAGAGCAAAAACAUCACCUACAAAAAGAACAACAAAUGUCAACACAGGACAUCCAGGACCUUCAACUUUGACUUCUCUUUCAACACCACCGUCCAGCGAUACUUCCUCAUUCGUUGGAUCAGACCAUCACGACGGAAGCGAUUCCUCAAAUAAUUCAUCAUCCUACACCUUCAUCCCCCACCGCCGUACAUUCGACGCCCUCCCCCCAACAACACGCCGAUCCCCAUCCUUCGCAGCGUUUGACCACGGGGACCACAUUCACAUCAUCUUCACCGUCAACCACUCCAACAACUCCUCCCGCCACCUCACAACCAUCCUUAAAUUCCUUAAGGUCAACUUUGAGGGAAUUGCAGAGGCUCAUUCGUCUCUACAACUCAUCCGAUACAUCACCCGAUUCAUUUCGUAUCUCAUCCGCAAGGGUCUCGGAACAUUCUAUAAAUAUGGAUCUCGAGUUAUCCCCAUCCUGAAACCACUCACCGACGCCCUACUCCACUAUGAUACUACCGACCAACCAUCCACAUCACACCUCGCCUGCGAACAGUACGUCGAACAAAAAAAGCAGGCAUCCAAAGAAACCGUCACACAAAGAACCUUCUCCAAUGAUUAUAUCAGUUCCCUCAUCACCGAAAACAAAAUUACAUCCUAUGAAUCCUUUCAAAGAACACUUCCCACCGAAACCAAAAUCCAACUACUCAAACAGCUCGGCUAUGUCGGGCAAAACAUCAUUAAAACUCUGAUCAAGAUCCAUACUAUCGAGGCCCUUCAAACCAUCAAAACCAAGCACUAUUAUCAGCUCAUCGCAGACUCAUUUGACCUCUCCUUGGUCCAACAUCCUAACGUCACGUGGUUAACCCGCCUUUUCGCAUCAAACGCUAUCCCGAUCGAAGAAUUCUUCGCAAAAUUUCUCAUCAUACAUUCCACCAACAUCACUAAAAUCAAUACUUUCGUUAUUCAAGGUCCCACAAACACGGGCAAAUCGCUCAUCCUCAACCUUCUCCUGUCAGACACCAAACCCACGAGGAUCGCCAGAGAAAGAGACAAGUCGAACUUCCACCUCGAUCAACUCCCCAACAGCACGGCCGUCCUAUUCGAAGAGCCCAUCAUUGACCAGACCACCAUCGGAACUUGGAAACUUCUGUUGGAGGGAUCGCCCAUCCCUACCGACAUGAAGCAUUCCGACAAGGAAAUCAUCUACCGGUUACCCGUUUUCAUCUCUACAAAUCAACCAAUAUGGAAUUGGGUUUCCGCCGAUGACGUCUCUCCACUCAAACAGCGGCUCUUCCAAUAUGAUAUAACCACUCAAAUAUCGAGCUUCGUCGACAGAACUGGAACCAUCCCUCAGCCUCCAUCAAUAAUCACCAAGCACGACCUAUACGCUCUUUUCCUGCACCAUCUACAACACAUCCACGACGAGUAUAUUUCACUUCUCGCUUCCCUUCCCAUCUCCGAGACUUCUAAGCCAUAUUCGAACGCGCAAUUCGAUAAACUUCAGCAACUUCAAAUCCAGCUCUUGUUACAGGAUUCACCCGACGUUGUUUCAAGAGCUGGAGAAAUCAAAGAUGCAUGAACCCCAAGAAGACAGACCAUCCAAACGCAUGAAACCAUCUUCGAUUGCAGCUCACGGCCAAACAACACACCAGGUCGAACAGGAUGGAUAUGGCAAACACAUGCAUCCCACUACAUCUACUGUUCCCAUUCCCAUCAAGACUACACACGUCCACGGAGGAGUAGAGUCAAGACGGAUACACCAACAUGACCAUCACCGGCAGCCCAAUACUACUUCCAUGCCUGCCUCAGCUGAUGUCACAUCAGGAGCACGACCAGAUCAUGCACGACGAAGCAGGGACACACCGGACACUCGCUGCCUUGGAAAGCAGCCCUGUGAAACUCCCAUAGGGGAGAGGGAAACAUGCAGAACAACCAUCUAUAUUCAUCAACAUAAACUAGGUAGUCUGGAAGUGACUGGAAUCGAUCAUUAUACACCUAUCGCAUUCAAUCGAAUCGCAAAGUGUGAGCCAAUCAGAGGAUCUUAAAUUUCCGUUGAAGAUUUUGGGUGUUGCUCAGUACCUGCGUAGUUUGUCCGUAUAUGUGUAAGAUACUAAGGUAUGUUGUGCAAUUAAUUAGAUUAAUUAGUAAGUAGGGACUUCGAUUUGAUGUUGUGAAACGAGAGUCGACAUUUACGCGUGAAUUUACAUGUGUGUGUUACUUAUGUAUAUGGAUUAUGCUUACUACGUCCAGAAAAAUUAGAAACAAACAUGAAGUCAGUGUUACUAUGAUACGUCAGCCAAAACGUAUUUCUGUAUUUUAAACACCUUUCGGUGUAGCCUGAAGAAGGACCGUAGAAUCUUAACAAAGUGAGAGUGUACUGUGAUUAUGUUAUAAUUUUUGUAUUGUUUCUUGCAGUAGAAAUGGGAAGAAAGAAAAGGUGUUUUGCACCAGGGUGCAUGUCUUCCAGUGACCACACUGGAAUGAAAUUCUUCCAUUUUCCCUGGAAUUCAGCACGGUAUGAGCCAGAUCUGAAAUAUUAUUAUAAAACAUACUGUAAUAUUUUGGCCAGUGUUAUUACAACAUCAAUACCAAUAAUCUUCAACAUUUUCUGUGAUCUGAAGAAAACCUUUGACUGUGUCAAUACCUGUCUGUCUAUCUCUCUGUCUAAAGUAGAAUUUUAUGGAAUAGUUGGUAAGGCCGAUGCACUGAUAAAAUCCUAUGUGAAAGAUAGGUACCAAAGGGUAAGUCUAUUUUACUCACUGGAGGAAUAAUUUAACUUCAUUAUUAAUUAAUGAUCUUGGUCCGUUAUAUGCUGGAUGCCUAGUAGUAUACUAUUAUGUUUCAUUAUUGUAGUCUUGUGUCAUUAGUGUGCUGCAUUCUCUCACAUAUAUAGUUUAAAACUUUGUUAAUGAUUUACUCACUCUGAUUUGUCUUUGAUAAUAUGUGUAAUUGUUAUGGGUUAAAUAUAAUUAAUUUUUAUUUAUAUCAUUGAUGGGACUUGUCCUGUUGUCUUAGACUAUUACUAUAUCCACUGUUCUUCCAGCCGUGUAAAGAUUAACGGUUUCAAGAUGAUUCAGGAUUACAGAAGGUUAUUAAAGUAGAGGAAAGCGGUGCACAGACCAACUGCACUGCGUUUGAUCCGCAGAUGCGAAGGACGGUUGAGAAAAAGUUCACGUACUAGCUAAAUUGAGAGUUAUUACGUUGACGAAUUUGAAAGUGAUUGGGUCGACGUAUCAGCUGUGGGCUGAUGGCCUGCCAGACCCCCUCCCACAUUUCGUUGAAGUUGUAACUGUCCAGUUAUGUGAUGGUCAACUGAUGCUUGUGUGUGGUUAGGGUUCUGUGAAAUUCCUCACUUUCUUCUCACAAUUUGAUAUUUCCCCCCUGGGACUUGCAACAUGUGUCUUGGGUCAAGCUGGAAGCCAGCUGCCCAACCGUA
Messenger RNA from Cryptotermes secundus, 4445 nucleotides. RefSeq lists its product as uncharacterized. Gene Ontology annotation, biological process: viral genome replication. Bases 321 to 2588 code for a protein of 755 amino acids. Lineage: Eukaryota; Metazoa; Arthropoda; Insecta; Blattodea; Kalotermitidae. The record is from RefSeq and is a predicted model, not a curated record. The transcript is spliced from 2 exons.